Messenger RNA from Papilio machaon (common yellow swallowtail), 2188 nucleotides. RefSeq names its product nitric oxide-associated protein 1. The coding region runs from base 12 to 2168 and encodes 718 amino acids. The transcript has 4 exons. Gene Ontology annotation, molecular function: GTP binding. NCBI's taxonomy places the organism in Eukaryota, Metazoa, Arthropoda, Insecta, Lepidoptera, Papilionidae. The record is from RefSeq and is a predicted model, not a curated record.
GCCAAGACAUCAUGCGUCAAAGUCAAAACUAUUUGUGUAAUAACAAAAAGUUAUACCAAAAUCAAAGUGUUAUAAGAAUUCGCGUAAAUCAGUUUGUGAGAAAAAGAAGUGCUAAAGUUAAUGAAGAAAUUGAAAAAACUGUAUCAAGUUCAAGUUUUAAUAAUCUUCUCGUAGAAUAUAGGGAUAAAAUAAAAUUCAAUUCUUAUCUGGAAAGAGAGAAAUUAGAUUUAGGUUAUUACAGAUUUUACGUGAAAUCGUUAAAAAAAGCAGAGCAGAUUGCAGCUAAAAACUUUAAAGAAAAGUCAUUGCCGCCCCUACCCGUAUCAUUAAAGUAUAUCGAUAAUAAUAAAUUAUUGUGUGAUAAUAUUGAAGUGGAUGCUUCCACAGAAGAAAAAACAUUUCAACUCCCUUUCUCAAAUCUGACAAAUAUAAACAUUUCCCCAGAUAAUCAAGACACUACUAAACAAACUCGAAUCAAUUCAAAAAAUGAGUUAACAAAAGAUUUUGAUCGCUCAAAUAUAAAUAGAUGGAUGACCAAUUAUGAACAUUUUGAUGAUAGUAAACUGAAUGCCGUUGAAGACUUAGAGGAUGAUGACAUAGAUGGAUUAGAGUGGUGUAAGAACUACGGAACUCCCGACCCAAAGGUAGGCAUUAGUCGAGUGCCAUGUGGAGGCUGUGGGGCUCUGUUGCACUGCAGUGACCCUGCCAUACCAGGAUAUUUGCCCAGUGAGAUCAUUAAAGGCCGUACAGAUGAAGAUUUAAAAAACAUAGAGUGUCAACGAUGUCACUUCCUAAAAGAGUAUAACAUAGCAUUAGAUGUGACUGUACAGCCUGAGGAAUAUGAAAAUCUUCUACAAAAUAUUAGAAAUGUCAAAUCCUUAGUCCUGCUGAUGGUGGAUCUGCUGGACUUCCCAUGCUCCAUCUGGCCGGGUAUUGUUGACAUCAUUGGCACUCAGAGACCUCUCAUUGUUGUCGCUAACAAGGUUGAUCUCCUGCCUGGUGAUAGUGUGGGCUAUCUCAAGCGAGUCAAAGAAUGUCUUAUGAGGGAACUUAACAAAACAACAUUAAGCAAUGCCAACAUCAAACACAUCAGUCUUAUUUCUGCAAAGACGGGCUACGGAGUUGAGGAGUUGAUAUCAGCCAUGUUCAAACUAUGGAUGUAUAAGGGUGAUGUGUUCCUCGUGGGCUGCACCAACGUUGGCAAAAGUACGCUGUUCAAUGCCCUUCUGCAGUCUGAUUACUGCAAGGUACAUGCUGUGGAUAUUGUAAAAAGAGCUACUGUCAGCAGGUGGCCGGGGACUACAUUGAAUUUGUUGAAAUUUCCUAUAAAUAGACCUUCCGGAUGGAAAAUACAACAAAGAUAUCAGAGGUUAAAGGCUGAAGCUAAAGCUCUUAAACUUGAAAAUGAAAUAAGGAGGGGCCAAGUGAAAGGUAAAAUAUUUAAUGAAGCACCAUCACUGAUUGGUCACAUCGGAAGAACCUUUGCUAUGCCAUUGACAGAUGACAGCAUUGACCAAAAACAACCCAUUGACAUCCUGGAUGAUAAGCAUGAGCUAUUUGUUAACAGCAAAUGGUUCUAUGACACACCUGGUGUAAUACAUCCAGAUCAGGUGCUAUCUCUGCUGAGCACUGAAGAAUUAUUGAUGACAAUACCAAAGAGUAUAGUAAGACCUCAAACUUACUACCUGCAUCCGGGCUAUACUUUGUUCAUAGCCGGUCUGGCACGCAUGGACUUUGUAGAUUGCUCCGAGCCCUGUAGAUUCACCAUAUUCUGUUCGGAACACCUUCCAAUAACAGUUGUAAAGACUGAAGAUGCAGAUGAAUUGUAUGAGAAAUUUUUAGGUACAGAUUUAUUUGCCGUACCCACAGGUGGUACAGAAAGAAUAAAAAACUGGCCCGGUUUGAAAAUGGGAAAAGAUAUCCUGGAAUUUACAGGACAAGGACCAAAAUUGUGUUGCGGAGACAUAGUUUUGUCUUCAAUUGGAUGGAUUUCUAUAACUGGCAAGUACAAGUCAGUAUGUAAAGUUGCUGGCUGGACGCCCGGCGCACGAGGUAUAUACAAGCGGGAACCCUCACUGUUGCCUUACUCGAUCAAUUUGAAAGGCAAACGAAUCCGCGACACACCCGCUUACAAAGUAGGAAAGGUAUACUCUGAUGAAAAUAGUUAAUAGAUUUAUUUCAGGCAAAC